Centruroides sculpturatus (bark scorpion) is the source of this 435-nucleotide messenger RNA. Its product is annotated as KRAB-A domain-containing protein 2-like. Gene Ontology annotation, molecular function: nucleic acid binding. The record is from RefSeq and is a predicted model, not a curated record. Bases 1 to 435 code for a protein of 144 amino acids. Lineage: Eukaryota; Metazoa; Arthropoda; Arachnida; Scorpiones; Buthidae. The transcript has a single exon.
AUGUGGCUGGAUGUAAAAAUCGUACAUGGAAAGGCAAGACAUAGCCAAAAUCAAGGAUCAGUGGAGCCUACUAAUCAAGACAUAGAAAAUAUAUUGAGCACAUGGAUGGAAACCAAUCAGUUAUCAAAGUGGUCAGAGGGUUUAAGAUCCAUCCAGGCAAUGAAAAAUAGAGCAUAUCACAAGAGAAUCAAAUGUCUCCCCUACGAAGCAAUGUUUGGUUGUCCAAUGAAAAUGGGCCUUGCAACUUUAGCAAUCCCUAGUGAUAUGAUUAAUGUUAUAAGAUUUGAAAAAUAUUUAGAGAAGUUGUUGCAUUCGUGUGACAAUGCGGAACAAAAUAAUGACAUUGAAAAUGCAAUCGAACAAGACAAGGAAGGAAACAUCGUUGAAAAUGAGACAGAAGGGGAUAAUUAUAGACAAUUGAACUGUCAACGAUAA